AGACAAAACUGGAAACCAGCAGCCCCCUGUCCCUUAAUCAGGCUUCCCAGAUGCCCUUCCCGUCCUCGUGAAUGUCUGUUAUGACGGACGCCCUUCCACGCGAUGACAGAGAGGUUGUUUACAUGUAGAGGAAAAACACGGCAGCCUUUACUGAUGAAGUGUUUGUCUAAGGGGUUGCAGGGGUUCGUGGUUCUCCAAGUGAUUCAAAAGCAAUAGGUGAGAGAAGUUGUCCAGUGUUUACUGGAGCAUUUUCCUUCCACUUUUUGUGUUUGUGGAAUUUCCUAGUUUCCAAAGAGCAAAGGUCUCUUCUGUGGAGCAUCUGUGGAUUCUGGCGAACACUGCAGUAGCACAAAUCUCUUCCAUCUUGAAAGAUUUUUUUUUUGUUUUUUCUUCCAUGGCAGUGAGUGAGCAGUAGCGAUUCAGAGAGAUGAAUUCUUAAUGAGUCAAACCUUUCUCAGUAUCCCUGAGAAGUCGGCUGUGAAGCUGCUGGCUGCCUGUGCUGUCCUCACCCACAGAAUCUUGGAAAAGCUAGAGGGAACUGACUGUAGCCAGUCACACAAAGGUGACACGACCCGUCAGCGAAUCAAAUUCAGUGAUGACCGAGUGUGCAAGAGCCACCUUCUCAACUGCUGCCCUCACGAUGUGCUCUCUGGAACUAGAAUGGACCUUGGAGAAUGCCUCAAAGUGCAUGACCUGGCAUUAAGGGCAGACUAUGAAAUAGCAUCCAAAGAUCAGGAUUUCUUCUUUGAGCUUGAUGCAAUGGACCACCUGCAGUCAUUUAUUGCAGACUGCGACCGGCGAACAGAAGUGGCUAAGAAAAGACUUGCAGAAACUCAAGAAGAGAUCAGUGCUGAAGUUGCAGCUAAAGCUGAAAGAGUUCACGAAUUGAAUGAAGAAAUUGGCAAACUGUUGGCCAAAGUAGAACAGCUUGGAGCUGAUGGGAAUGUGGAAGAAUCUCAAAAAGUAAUGGAUGAAGUGGAGAAGGCUCGGGUAAAGAAGAGAGAAGCAGAAGAAGUAUACAGGAAUUCUAUGCCUGCCUCUAGCUUUCAGCAGCAGAAGCUACGGGUUUGUGAAGUGUGCUCAGCUUAUCUUGGUCUUCAUGACAAUGACCGACGACUUGCUGAUCACUUUGGAGGAAAACUACAUUUGGGAUUUAUUGAAAUAAGAGAGAAGCUUGAGGAACUCAGGAGGAUUGUGGCUGAUAAACAGGAGAAACGAAAUCAGGAACGUCUGAAACGUAGAGAGGAGAGGGAAAGAGAAGAAAGGGAGAAACUAAGGAGGUCCAGAUCCCACAGCAAGCAUGCCAAAAGGUCUAGGUCCCGAGAUCGCCGCAGACACCGCUCUCGCUCAGCCUCGCGGGAACGGAAGAGAAGGACUCGAUCCAAAUCCCGUGAGAAACGCCACCGCCACAGGUCCCGCUCCACCAGCCGCAGCCGGAGCCGCAGCCAUCACAGAAGCAGGCACAGCUCCAGGGAGAGGAGCCGAGAACGCAGCUCCAAAAAGAGAUCCUCUAAAGAAAGAUCUUCCAGAGACAAAGAGCGUUCAAGAGACCGGGAUAGAACAUCGCGUGAUAAAGACAGAGGCUCGAGGGAGAGGUCACCGCGGGAUUUCAAAGACAAGAAACGUUCCUACGAAAGCGCUAACGGCCGAUCGGAAGAGCCCAGGAGCUCAGAGGAGCGUGAAGCAGGGGAGAUAUAACUGGCUGUAUAUUCACCUGAUCUCUAGCUUCCUAUGGAGUUGCAUACUUUGGUUUAGUUUACAGUUGUUCAAAGGGACACCGGUGAGCAGUUCCAACACUGAUCCAACUAGGGUAGAUGUACAGUAUAUGAAAGUGGUUAUAACAAAGUCAUAAUUAAACCCCGUGAAUUAAUGAUGCCUAAAGCUGGGUCCUGGACUUCCACCAAGUUGUAAAACUUUUCUGAAAGAUUUCUCUUUAUUCAGGACAACAGUUUUAUGUACCACAAUGCAGAUCUCAAUGUUUUUAAUCUCCUUUCCAAUACAAGUUAGUGAACAAAUUAUAUUGUACUACUUGCCUUGGGUGCUUUUGAACCUCUAUGAAUUCUCCAAUUCUGCUCCGGUCAAAACAGCAGCAUUGAAAGGUUGUAUUUUGGGGGAUUUUUUUUGUUUUGUUUUGUUUGCUUUUUUUAAGAGGGUGGGUGGAUGGAUAUUAACAUUUACUCUAAGAUUAUGUUCCCAGUAUUGGGUUUUAUUUUUGGUUGGGAUCCUAGGAGCUGAUUACAGUGGGGGCAUUUAGACAGGAACAUGUGCUGGAGAAAAGCGAAAAUGUCUUUUUACAGUGCCUAUUUAGACUUGGAAAUUGAACAGCUGUUGCAUUACAUCUUUUUUAUUUCUACUUAAAUUUUGAAAUCAAAGCCAGUCCCAUAUCUGUACCAUUUGAUUGGUAUGUGUUCAAUAUAUUUGUUUUUUUCCAUAAGGACUCUUUCUGCUUUUUCUUGUGGAGUUCAUCUUUAAUUGUAUUAAAACAAACAAAAAAAAAACCAGCAACAAAGAAAAAUUAAGAACAAAUGAAAUAAAAAAAUAAAAAGAAACCAUAUUGUCUAAUAACUUAACAAGGAUAUACUGGUCUCUUAAGGUGGUUAACUAGCAGUUCAGUCUUUUUAAAAAUACCUGACUAUUAGAGUUUUUAACGUACACACGUGCGCUAGGAGAAGCAGUCAUUCUGCUUACAAUCCUGAUUAUUCUAAAAUCAUCAAAAGCAGAAACAUGUGAAGUCAGAAUCACAUAGAACAGUUUGGGUUGGAAGGGACCUCGAUUCCAGCCCCCUUACUGUGGUCAGGGACACCCUUCUCUAGACCAGGUUGCUCAGAGCCCCAUCUAGCCUGGCUUUGAACAGUUCCAAGGAUGAGGCAUCCACAGCUUCUCUGGGCAACCCCUCACCACCAGCACUGCAAAGAAUGAAUUCCUAAUGUACAAUCUGAAUCUACCCUCUUUCAGUUUAAAGCCAUUCCCCCUUGUCCU
This is a messenger RNA of Cinclus cinclus, 2979 nucleotides long. RefSeq names its product LUC7 like 2, pre-mRNA splicing factor (gene LUC7L2). Gene Ontology annotation, molecular function: mRNA binding. NCBI's taxonomy places the organism in Eukaryota, Metazoa, Chordata, Aves, Passeriformes, Cinclidae. The coding region runs from base 439 to 1698 and encodes 419 amino acids. The transcript has 10 exons. Gene Ontology annotation, cellular component: U2-type prespliceosome; U1 snRNP. Gene Ontology annotation, biological process: mRNA splice site recognition. The record is from RefSeq and is a predicted model, not a curated record.